Messenger RNA from Rotaria socialis, 2124 nucleotides. Lineage: Eukaryota; Metazoa; Rotifera; Eurotatoria; Philodinida; Philodinidae. The record is from the annotation of a GenBank genome assembly.
AUGGCUGCUACAUCCUACACAACAUUACCAUCUAAUACAUAUGCGGGCCUCGGAUCUCAAGGAGAUCUUUAUCAUUCGGCUAACUAUGGCACAUACGAUUCAGGUGUAGGAACAUUAAUACAAGCUCCCAGUCAAUAUUCAACAAAUAAUUACGGUAAUCAUCUUAUAGAUAAUCAAUUACGGCCGCCCUAUUCAGAUAAUUAUCUUCAACCUUCGUACUCCAAUGAUAAUUAUAUAACACAAGAACCUCAGUAUUAUACUCCAGAUCGAUUUGUUCAACAAUCGACCUACAAUAAAGAUAGUUUAUUAAAUAAUUAUCCAAAUGCUCAAACACAAAUCUAUGAUGAUCGAUCGACAAUACCACAUAGUAUUGAUGAAAAUAAUACUAAACAACCAAUGCAAAAAACAACUCUCGAUGAUCAUCAUGUUGAGUCUAACAAUCGAUAUCAGCCAAUACAGCAGCAACAACUCCCAGCGUUGUCGGAUAAUAAAAAUCCUCAAUCUAAAUUGUCGCCACAAACGAAUUUGACUCGAUCUGAUAAUCAAAUGGCCACUAAUCCGCCUAAACAAAUGCCAACCAAUCAAAAUCAUGUAUCAUUGAAUGGUGGCAUUCGUAAUCCAUCGGAAACAACACUAAAAUCGAAUAAUCCUCCUAUUGAACUUAAAACAAACAAGUCAACUAAAAUGCGAGCCGCAGCCAUUAAACAAAAGGAAGAUAGCCGUGAACAAAAACAACGCGAUACAAAUCUUCUUGUGCCGAAAAAGAAAAUGACUCCACCGAAACCAACAAAAGUUCAAACACAUCCUGUAAGUGAUGUUGAAUAUAAGGAUGCAGGAAAACCAAAACGUAAUAAAAAAAAAUCGAAUUCCGUUCCAAAACAACGUACCAGCCGUCGAGAUGAUUAUCAAACUGAAGAUAAUAAUAGUUCGGGUGAUGAUAAUCCCAAUCGUCAACGUAGUCGAAGUCAAUCGAUGAAACGUAUGCCAGCGUCUGAUUCUCAUCAAGAAAAAAAUCUGGCAUUGCCACUGAUUCGACGUGGACGUGGGCCACCAAUCUACGAUCCUAUCUAUGAUUAUCCACUUCCGCCUAGAUAUCCUCUGAGAGGAGGACGACAUCCCUAUUACGAUGAAUUUCCACCGUACGGUCCCUAUCCAUAUCCUAUUCGAUCGGAAUAUCGUUAUCGUCACAUGUACGAAGAAGGUUAUGAUACACCACCGUAUCUUCCGUCGUCUCAUGCUCCUUAUGAUGGAUUUUUCGAUUAUGAAAAACGUAAACCGAAAUUAAAAUCGAAAACAUUUAAAGAUAAAAAAGAAAACAAUGAUGAUCGUGGAGUCGCAACUGAAAAUGAAACUGAACGUGAAGAUGAUAAAAAAAGUCAAGUACCGAAAAAAACAAAAACAAGAACAACAGCAAAAACUAAAAAUUCUAAAACGAAAGACGAUGACGAGGAAAAUGAGAAAAUCCAACAAAAAAAUGCAAAUCAAAAAUACGAAGAAGAAGGUGAAAUGUUAGAAAUGUGGCGUCAAGAAAGAAAUGAUUAUUUGAAACAAAAAUUUAAACCAACCGUUCAUGAUGUUCUCUAUUCUCAACAAUGGAUGAAAACAGAUAGUUACUUAGAAAAUCAACGACGUCGUGCAUUACGCGACAUUCAAGGUUAUUAUUUUCCUUAUAAAAAAUAUACUCUCAAAGAUUAUAAAGACUUACAAAAACAUGAUUCACAAAAUAAUCCAUACGCUUCUCUAAAUGAACCUUCUCCUGAUCGCAAAGAACGUGCUCGAAAACGUCAAGAAUAUGCAUCACAAAUAGAUAAACAGCCCGCAGAUCCAGCGGCAGCAAAUACUAAAACACCAAGAGAGACACCACAGAAAAAAAUUUGGCAUAUAAAUAAUAGUGAUCCAGACAGCGCUGACAAAUUAUCCAAGCGAGAACGAGCUCUUGAAUAUGCUAAAAUUCAAGUUGUAAAAAAUCGACCUCAGAAAUCUAGAAACGAUGAAUCGAAUGGUUCAGAUCCUACGGAACAAUAUGUUAAUGCUCUUUUUCCACAAACAAACGACGAUGAUGAGGGUUCAGAUAAUGGACGAUUUAGAAGAAAUAAUCGAUCUGCCGAAGAAUAUUACGAUUAA